Messenger RNA from Clonostachys rhizophaga, 678 nucleotides. The record is from the annotation of a GenBank genome assembly. Lineage: Eukaryota; Fungi; Ascomycota; Sordariomycetes; Hypocreales; Bionectriaceae.
AUGCCUCCCCGACUAUCAAUUCUGAGCGCUCUUCGCGCCUCAGUCGAAUCGAUCAAUUCUCGAGCAUUUUCUUCCACCGCCGCUGUCGCCCUCCCCCCUCGGGAGGCCCCAUCCGCUCACCCACAUCAUCCCACCAGCUCACAACAGCCCUCGUCGACAAGCAGUCUGUUGUCUCUCAACCGCCCCAAUCGUCGAAUCGGCCCCAAAGAUCGAGGAGCCGGUGUUAGCGUCGCUGAAAAGAUGGUGAGCCGAGCCAAGGAACGCGCUGAGGCAGAUCUCCAGGCCCAGCAAGCCAACCAAGAUCUGCGACGGGAGGAGCAGCUUUCCAAGGCAUAUCUGCGGGAGAUGCCACGGUUUUGGAAGGUUGGAGAUGUCUACUCGCCCCACGACUUGAGUCCUGUAGAGAUGCAGAAGUGGCGUCGCAGGGCGGAACGUCGUGGUGAUAUUAUCGAUGCACUGGGCAUCAACCCUCUUGACAUGUACAAGAACUUUUCUGCAAUUGCCGAGUUCACGAGAUCCUCAGGCCAGAUCAUGCAUUCCAGACAGACAGGCCUCCGACCGGUCAACCAGCGUAAGCUCGCCAAGAUGAUCCGCCGGGCACAGGGAAUGGGCAUCUACCCCAGCAUUCACAACCACCCUGAAAUGAUCAGGGACCAAUUCUAUCCCCCGGGCCUAUAA